CGUGUGGCUUUGGUUGUGGGAGUAUCGCGCUCCGUUCCGGACACGGGCAUUUGACUGGAAGUAGUGUUCUCUGAGGACUUUGGCAAUUGACUUGGGUUCUGUGAAUCAAAGAGUGAGAUUACGAGCAAGUCUGGAUUCUCCCUGGUGUUUUAUGGGGAUCGCGCAGUUAUGGACAGCGGGCGGUCGGCAGGCGCGGGCAUGGGUGGUCCUCGCGGGUUGGUCGCGGGCGUGAAGGCGGCCUUUCGGUCCCGCUCUCGUUCCGAGAAAUCCAGAUCUCGUUCGCGCUCCAGAUGUGAGAACAACAGAACAGAUGACCACGAUGAGGGUCGCCACGGCAAGAGCGAGCGGGCCCCGCGGUCGCCCUUCUUGGGCUGGGCGCGGUCGCGGCACAAGGAGCUGCCCAGGGCGAAGGACGCGGUGAAGGCCAAGGAAGUUACAAGCUGCACCACGGAAGGCAGUGGCCCUUGCUCCCUCCUCCAGGCGGAGCGGCUGAGCCUUCAUUCGUCGGAGGAUUACUGGCACACCUCCGAGGAUUUGCGCGAUAUCCGGCGGGGGACAUAUACGAGUUUCAGGAGUGACUUUUACGACAGUAAGUACGCGGGUGAAAAAGAAAACGAAAAAACUCUGGACCGACUAAGGUUGCUGGUGGACGAUGGCGCUGCCACCAGACUGCAGGACUCGACGGAAAAGAGCGGUGGUCGCCUUGGCAGGUACGUCAACCUCCCCGUCGUUUGCGCCGAUGUCGCUGGUCAGGUGCCGGGCGAGAGCAGUGCCAGGGCCGGAGAGGGCGGGUUGACCCACGGCGUGAGUGCGAGCAACUACGGGAAGGCCUUUUGCGGGGCUGCUACGGCCCGCGGGUCUCGGGGGCUUGUGUGUGCGAGUGACGCGGGCGAGAGGGGGGGCGUGGAGGGGGAGACGGAACUGGAGGGGGAAGUGAGGGUGCAGGGAGAUGGCAGUGACAUGCGUGAGGACGAUCACGUUGAAGUGAAAAGCGAAAAACAGUUGAGGUUCGAUACUUCGACCAUUAAGAGAUACUAUGACAAAGAGAAGACCUCUGAAUCUGUUAGAGGUUCGUGGUUAAAGUCAGCCUUAAGUUAUAACUUGGAAGUGCCAGAAUCUCCCAGGAACGAAGUGAUCGUGCUCGCUCUAGGUAUCGACCAGUACAUAGAAGAAGUGUUUAGGUUCUUGGAUCGCUCGGGGUCGGGCCGGGUGGGUAUAGAGGACUUCGAUGCCCUGUGCCAGGUCCUCGGGCUGGCUGAGAGCGAAGGGUUGCCGAGGAAGGGGCAGCAAAGGUGUCAGUGUCUCGGGUCGAAGCUGACACUGAAUGGCAGCCUCGAUAAUUCCUUGCUGAACAACGAAGUGCCAGGCGAUAAAGAGUGUCCCAUCCAUCUCAACUUCAGCGAAUUCCACGACCGGCUGUGCGAGAGUUUCGUGAAGGGGGCGCAGACGGAGACCCUCUCCCCGCUCGCGUCUCGGCGCCCUUAUAACCCGCGCCUCGUAACGUCGGUGGUGCAUAUUCAGCGGCGGUAUGACAUCCUCGAGAAGAUUUCGAAGUCAAUCGCAGAAAUAAACUCGGAGUUGGAGGGCGACGUCAAGAGGCCCCCGGCAGAGUGUCCGACAGCGGCGUCCGCCUGUUGCACCUCGCGGCAGCCCGCCCACGUCGAUCGGAACUCCAACAUCUCUCCUCAGCCGUCGUAUUCUGAGACUUGUCUCCUGAAGCGACAGGUGCUUUUACAACAGCAGGAACUUCAGUGCCUUCGUGAGGUUAUUGAGGACAUGCGAGUCGCUCUCCAGAAUUCUGACGCUGAAAACUUGUCGCUCCAGGUACAAAUGGCGAGAAGUUCCGCCCCCGCCCGACGCGGGUCGGAACACGACCUGUGUCUUACCGACGAGGAGGACACAAUCGACGACCUGGUGAGGCAACUGACGGAGCUGAGUCGCCCAAGGAGUGAUACUUCUUCUAUUCCCGUCGCAGAAGUCGCUCCUCAGCCACAGGAAGCACCGAAGGAGGCGCUGCAGGUCGAUAAUCCCAAGUGCAAGAAGGAAACGCAGGAGACUGCUUCGCCCCCUCCUGAGCCUCCCGGUUCUCCAAAGGAACCCCACAACACUGCCUUUAUUUCCGGUGACCUUUCCUUGGAGGCUGAACUUCAGGCCACGUAUGAAGCCUUGCAGUCGGCGCGGGAGGAGCAGGAGGCGACGCAGGCCGACCUUCAGCGGACGGUCAGUCAGCUGCAGCAACGGGAGGCGGACCUGAAGGGGGCCGAACUCAGCCUGCAGGCCUCGUACACCGCCCUCGAAAAGGUUCAGUACGACAGCCACGCCCUCGUGAUGGAGGUCGCGGAAACCAGGAGUCUCCUGGAGGAGGCCAAGGAGAGGCUCACCGGAGCGCUGGAGGAGCUGGCGCAGGCGAAAAGCACCAUCCAGGAGCAAGAGACGCAGCUGACGUGCGCCAAGGAAAGCUUGGAGGUCCUUCAGAACUCAAGACACCGCGUCGUGAAGGAGGUCUCGUCGGCACGGAACCUGGUUGCGGGCAGCAUGGAGCAGGUGCGGGCGGGUGAGCACGCCCUCGCCGCCCUCGCCUCUAUGCACGCCCAUUCCUCGCCCAUCGGCAGUACAAGAUUGGAUUCGGUUUGCAGAGCGGACAGCGGCUUGUAUAGUGAAGACAGCGAACGAGAUGACGACAUGAAGACCCCGGAUCGAUCAACAGACCACAUAUCUGCUUCUGACGACGACUUGUGGUCUCCGAGGGGCGCGCCCUUGAAGGACACCAGGAGCAGAAACGACUCGAACUCGUCCUGCAGCCCGAAGUCCCCGGCGAGUCCCCGGUCGGAGUCGGACCUUCUGACGCCGUCCCUGGGUUCGCCGACGCUGAUGAUCACGGAGGAGGAAGAAGAGGAGUCCUCGUGGGCGGUCCGUGAGGCCAAGAAGGGCGGCGCCUUGACCUCGACCUCCACCGCGAUCAUCGAGGGGCUGGAGAAGGAGGUGCAGUGGAUCCAGGAGUCCCUGGACGCCGCUGAGAAGGAGUGGGAUCGGGAACAAAGCCUGUUCUCCAAGGACGACAACGACGCCUACGGGAUGUCGGGAGUCUUAGACGAGAAGCUGCGGCACGUGGAGGCCGAGCGGGUCAGGCUCGCCCUCCUCGAAGACAAGCUGAGACAUCUCCUCCAGGUGCUGCUGACCUUGGCGGACCUGAACCUCUCCCGCCGCACCCUCGGCCGCCUGGUCCUCGAGGCCGUGGAAGACGCCGCUGGAGCCAAGAUCGGGGAGGUGAGGAGCCUAGCGAGCCUCAGGGACAGCGACGUGUCUCCUCUGGCGUUCCUCCCUUCCUUCCUCUCCUCGACGAGCAGUUACCACACGCUGUCCACGGAAACUCUCGUUCACCUGGCGCUUCGGGGCCUCACGCGUCCCCCUCAGAUGCCCGAACUCCCGGAUCACUUCGAAGCUACUCUUGGCUAACGACGACGUUUCGGAAAAAAAAAAAUAAGACGACAGUGAGAGUGAAAUAUAGAAAUUUGGGAGGAACGAAGGAAAAAAUAGUGGCGUAAGUGAAUAAGAGAAAGUGAAAGUGUAAUAUGCAAAAGACUGCCGUAAUAUAUUUUAUUUCGGACAGAAAGCAUUUCUAAGAUUUAAAGAAGAAACUGAUAUACCUGCAAUAUUCCAUAUUUUUUCUUAGGAACUUUGAAUGCCUUUGAGUAUUGUCUCAAGAUGUUCAAGAGGUAGUGGUUGUGAAUGUGUUUGUCUUUUGUUCAUGAUUAAACACACUUAAUGACAAUUCAGGAAUGAUAAAGUACUGUAUAAGUAAGUAUUUAAUUACUCGCGCAUUAUUAAGGCAUAGAGCGAAGGAUUCCUUCAUACCAGAAUAUAAAAAAAAACAGAGAAACACACUCUACCGAUCCGUCUAAUAUGUAAAUAAAAUGUUAAAUUCUUCCGGUAUGCUGUUCUCAAACUGAAACUAAUUUUCCGAAAUAAUUCUAUGCUGCCACCUAGUGUUUCUGGUUGCUUAGAUCAUGUGCAUUUAUUAUAUGUAUAUAUAUUUUUUUCUUAUUUUCCCUUUUAGAAGUUUCACAAAGGAAUAAUCACGUGACCAAAUCUUUUUAAAAUGCAAUGUUUUUUUUUUUUUUUUUUUUAUAUAUAAGCAAUUACAUCAGUCUCUGUCAUAUCUGAAUCAGAUCGUAAUAUAACAAUAAGGUUAUCGCUUUUAUCACAUAACGAUAUACUGUAUCUUCAAGCAUUGGCUAUUAUAUCUUCAAUUCGACCCGAUUUAUAUUAUUUCUGUUUGGUAUCGGCUCGAGAUACUGAUCAAGAAUUAAUACCAACCAUUAUGAGAAUCUGCUUCGUCGUAAAGGAGACGAUGCAAGACUUCAGAAAGCGAUAAGAACAAUGACGACGACGACACAACAACAACAACAACAACAACAACAACAACAACAACAACAACAACAACAACAACAACAACAACAACAACGACAACGACAACGACAACGACAACGACGACAACGACGAC
Molecule: messenger RNA, 4504 nt
Organism: Penaeus chinensis
Lineage: Eukaryota; Metazoa; Arthropoda; Malacostraca; Decapoda; Penaeidae
Exons: 7
Coding region: 169-3456 (1095 amino acids)
Molecular function (GO): calcium ion binding
Source: RefSeq, a predicted model, not a curated record